UUUGAUAGUCUGCUUAAAUUUUGUUGAACUUUAUCAGUUAAUUGAAACUAAUUCCCACAAUAUUUAGCUGAAAUCAAUAAUGGAUUAUCUCGGAAUAUCUUUAGAACACAUUUCUUUGGAAGAUGUCAUUGAUGAAGAAACCAACACAUUAGGAAUAUCCCUUGAGGAAAUGGAAACCUCUUUAAAUGCUCAGGAUUUGUCAAAGCAUAUCUUUGAGUUUGAUGAUGAAUUUAUCUUCAGCCUAAAGGAGUCCGAUGAACCAUUGGCUGUUGUUAGUCCAGAGGAACACACACAGCCACUUCAUACAUCAACACCAAAGACACCCAUACAUACAAGUAAAACAGGAAAAGGCAGACCAAAAAGGAACAGUUUAACUGCGUGUUUAAGGAAACAUUGUAUAUUAGCGCUUUACUAUAGCGCAAGGCUAAAUAUUACACUGAAAACGGAUGCUGAUCAACAAGAUCUGUUCUAUCUGCUUGUGGAUGAGGUAUUAGGCGAGAUUGAAGAGGCUAAAAAGCAUUCCCGAACACCCUCACCUGAUCUCACAGAAGAAAGUAUGCCGUCUGCUGAUGACAGCAUUCUUACACCUAGCUUAAUGGAACACAUAGACAGUUUCCACUUCGAUCCCCGGCAGACAUACACUCAGCCGUUUUACGACAGCUGCGGUGCCUUGAGCCCCCAGUCCCUCCCAUACAUGUCGCCCCCGCCCUCACACCUUCACCAGAAUGAGAGGUAUAUCGAGGAUCUACUGGAAGAUGACGAGGAAGAUGUAGAAUAUCUCAAAUUUGUCGAGACAAAUGAAAACCAAACCGCCAUCUUGAAUCACGUGACACCUUGUUACCAAGGAGAACGCCAGUACGCUGUUGAACAAAACUGUGCAAAAGACGACACACACGAUACCCAUCAUAAUGAUGACACAAAUUCAGUAAAAAGCAUAGACUCUGACUGCAGAAUUAAACAAAAUAGAAGUGUUUCUGGCGGUAAAUCAGACUAUCAGUUGAACGUCCAAGAAAUCAAAAAGGAGUAUUCGGAUUUGAUACAUUUGCCGGAUAUGACGCAAUAUUUUUCACCCGUCGAAACAUCUACGUCAUCAUCGAAACAGACAACACACAGUCUACAGAGUUACUCAACAGGGCAUCAAUACGAACCAGUGCAAUACAUCCAGAAUCAUGAAUUUGUCGAGGAGUCCUCGUGUGAUACCACAGUAUCCGAAUACAUGAACUGGAGUAUUAAACAUCCCAAGACAUGGUGCGCCACAGAGGUCCUGGACUGGCUGUAUUUCUCCGCUGAGAAGUAUGGCGUUGACUGCUCCGUCUUGCGGGGCGAGGCGUUCCGAACAGUGACGGGGGAACAACUCUGUAAUAUGACCGCUCAGGAUUUCACGGUUCUGGAACCAUGCUUCGGGAUUCUCUUCCAUAGGAUAUUCAGAGAACAUCUGCAAAUGUCCAACAUGUCACCAUCGUCCACAGGCACUUCAUGUUUCUCCGCGAAGUCCGGCUACGAAAGGGCCCAGCAUAAGUCCGAUGACCAGCUCUUCUCAUUCGCCUCUCCAACCGGAAGUUCCCCUAGUCUCGUCUCCAACUGCAUGAGCCCGGGUGCCUCCUCCGAACACACCAGCCCGGAAAUGUACCCCCACUACCAACACUCCCGGGACGCAUCUUUCGAGUUCGCGCCUCAGACAGCUUCUUCCGGCCUGUUGACUCCCAGCAUGGUACAACAGCAGGGAUACAAUUACGUGCUCCAGGCCCCUGACGGGCAGAUGUCAUACGGUUACGAGUACGACAGUGUGCCCUUCCAGACACCGAGUCGCGUGCUCGUGAAGGAAAAGUAUAACACCGCUACUGUCCCCCGCCGAAAGCCCGGCCGCCCGAGGAUCAAGAGCAUCCCGACCGCGGACGAACUGCGCGCUCAGAGGGAAAAGAAAAUGAAGAGCCAGCACCUAUGGGAAUUCAUCUACGACAUGUUAAACAAUCCUUCCUACAACCCUGGGAUCCUCAAGUGGGAGAAUCAGUCCGAGGGCGUCUUCCGGUUCAUCCAGUCCGAGUCCGUCGCGCAUCUGUGGGGAACCCUAAAGAGCAACGAGAACAUGACUUACGAGAAACUUAGCAGGGCUAUGAGACAUUACUACAAACGGGGAAUUCUUGAGAGAGUCGAAGGCAGACGACUUGUGUACAAAUUUUCCCGCGAAACUCUCGAAAAAAUGAAACAGAAGAAAAAUAUGCAGUUACUCGAAAUUCAAGCUGAACAAUUCGCAACCUCAUCUAAUUCUUCAAAUAGAAACCAGUUUCUCGUAACAUCAGUGUCGUCUGCUAACGUUGAACAAGCCUCGUUUUCAAUUCCCGCACCGCAAAUAAAGCGCGAUGAGCACGUGGUCGCCACGAGCUCCUAUUCCAUGCCAGUACUUGCAGAAGAUCUCCUAAAUAACAGUCAUGCAUAAUUUGACGUUGGUAUCAUAACUUGACAAUAUGAUUUCUUACAACACGACGGUUUGUGCAAUAUGCAUUAUAUAACGUGUGUCUCGCCUUUGCAUAAUACAAUAAUACAUUCCGGUUAAAAACGGGAACCACCAUUUUGUCUCAAUGUUGCUUUUGACAUGUUAAAUCGUGUGAUGUUCUAGUCGAUGUUUUUUGUUUUAUUUUUCAAAAUUAUUUGAAAGAUAUAUGCAUAAGUUUAAUGUAGUUUGUAGUUUAUUAUUCUAUAAAUAUAUUCUGCCUAAGUAACUGAUAUUAAGAGCCAAUUAUUGUUGACUAACUUUUAUGACAAAGCUGUCUUAAAGAUCAUCACCUGACCUCGGCAGGUCAGUUUGGUCAUUUAUUUAUGUGUCAGAUACAGGGUUUCGGUUCCGACAAUCUGCCUUAAAAAUGUGCUAUUUGAAUGUGAUAUUUUAACUUAAUUAUUCUUAUGUUUUUGCAAACAUUGCCUACAUGAUAUAUGCAAUAAAUUUUAAGAUUUGUCAA
Molecule: messenger RNA, 2957 nt
Organism: Mya arenaria
Lineage: Eukaryota; Metazoa; Mollusca; Bivalvia; Myida; Myidae
Exons: 11
Coding region: 80-2437 (785 amino acids)
Biological process (GO): cell differentiation; regulation of transcription by RNA polymerase II
Cellular component (GO): nucleus
Molecular function (GO): sequence-specific DNA binding; DNA-binding transcription factor activity, RNA polymerase II-specific
Source: RefSeq, a predicted model, not a curated record